GUGAAUUCCAUUUAAAAUUUGCGUAAUUUGAUUGAAUCACUUUUACAGUGAAAAUCAGAAUCAUUCCACUUAAAACUAGAAUUGCUGGUUUUGCAAAGUGAAUUUUCACAGGUGAAUUGUUCAAAAAUAUCUGCUGAGAUUACUUAACAGAUGUCAGUAUUAGCGUGUGAUAAGAAGCCAACGGCACCCAGUCAACAUAAAUCACAUUGCAUCUUCCAAAUGCUUUUCAAUGUGUCAGUCUAUCAGAAAAACUCUACUUGCUGGUAAGCUAUUUGUCAUUCCGUUUCACACUUUCCGGUUCGCAAGUCCUGUAAAUGUAUCAAACGAAAACUGUCGGGAAAAUUUUACUUCUAUUUCUGGCAAUGUGUCAAAUAAAACUUGCCAGAUAAAUGUUACUUACUGCUUUAUUUAUAAAACAGAUCCAGUUGUUCUCAGUGGUCUCAUAAUAAUAUUUAUUGGAUUAUUUCUUGGAUUAGUAAUAAUAUUCAUUAGAAAACUGCAUUCUACAUCUAUGAAGAACAGUUUCUUUAUUGUUAUAACCAUGAUAAUUAUGAUUGUUGGCUUAGGAUUAUUCGUUUCAUGUGCAAAAUGGUAUGAACUAUUAAUUUCAUUACCUGCGGCUACCGCGUUCAACACUUUAGCCAUUCUUAUGGGUAUAAAGCUAAAAGAUUUAGAAAAGAAAUUCAAGACGAUAUUGUUGAUCAUAUUUUUUGUACUUAUAGGAAUUGGAUUAAUUCUCCUUUUUAUCGGGCAGAUAUUCCUAGACGUAAGUCGAUCUCAUCAUGAUUUUCCAGAAAGUACUAGUGAAUAAUGAAUAUUAUUCAUUUUUCAAUGGUUUCCUCUAAUAGCAUGAUCCCUGCUAAUAAAAUCCGCUGAUCACGAAUACGACGAAAUGUUUCCUACACCUCAGUAGAAAUACAUUUGCAAUCAAUAAUUCAUUGAGGAAUAUUUCAAACAAAUCUUUAUUUUCCAAAGCAUGAAUGUUUAUUCACACAUGGAUUGAAACCGGAUGUCAAGAUAACACUGCAUGUUGUUGAUGCAAAGCAUUAUGAAAUAAUGUUACCGUUUGAAAAAUUGAUUCUCAGUACUAUCUCUAUGUUAUGAUUCUGUAACAAAAUGGUAAUUACAGAAAAAACAGAACAACAGAUGUUCAUGCAACGGUUUCACAUACAUGAAGAUUUCAUGAUACAGUCCUUGGAGAAACGUGUUCGUUGCUAAGACACCUACCAGGCACCAGAGGGGGUGUGUCAAUGAUUUCAAAAUUCAGAAAAGCUGACUGACUGACUGAUCUCAUACAUGAAGUGCGACAUAUUACUUUAAAAUCGGUAGAGCUAACUAGUUAGGUAUUACUGUUUCUUCACUGAUACUUAUGUUGAUUCAUGAUGAACUGAGGUGAAUUAUUUCUUUUCUUCAUUCUAGCAUGUUCUACAAGGUGACGCCUUGAUUUGUUGGUGCUGCGUUAUGUUUAUUGUGAUUAUAUUAACAACAGAUAUUCUGAGCAUACACCGUGGUCAGUUUUCAAAAAUGUACACCAUAUUCGUAUUGUUUUAUGAAUAU
Molecule: messenger RNA, 1557 nt
Organism: Schistosoma margrebowiei
Lineage: Eukaryota; Metazoa; Platyhelminthes; Trematoda; Strigeidida; Schistosomatidae
Source: the annotation of a GenBank genome assembly